UCCUUCCUAUCCCUCCUCUAGGAGAUCAAAAAGCAGGAUGGAUAAAGUCAAGAAGGAACUGACAGAGUCAUUGGGAAGGAGUCCCUAUCCCCCUUACUCCAGUAGCCAGGGUUCAGAGAGCCUUCCGGGAACCAGCAAAACCACGUCGGGCAGUAAGAAGUACCCACCGAUAAAAGAAAGGGGAUUUUACUCAGAUGUCCUUACACCAGGAGCUUUAGAUCUCUUGGGGGAUGUGAGUGCAGGUCCUAAUGUAUACAGGGAUUUACUGAAACAGUCAGAGCAUGAGGAUCACACGCCAAAAGUCACAACAUUUGAAACUCCUGAGAAUAUUGGGUCUAUUUUGAAUGCCCAACAAAUUGGACCAACUACAGAAAUAAUCAAAGAGACGGACUUUCCAUUGCAAUCAUAUAAGCCAAAAGUACAAGUUCCCUUUGAGGUGGUUCCAGGGCAGUGCCCUCGGAAGAUAGCGAUUGAGAGGUUGAGACGAUUAUAUCUCAGCCUGGAUAUCACUCAGCUAUUAAAAAUGGCAGGGAUAGAUUCUAAUGAAUUGAUGCCAAGACACCAGGACCCUAGCAAUAUGCCAACUAUUGAGCAGAAGAAGGACCCUCUUUUCCCUGUCUAUCUUCCAUUACAGAUUUUUGAUAACGAAGAGUAUGAUUGCCGGACUCCAGAAGAGUGGCUUUUGAUGGGUGUGGAACCUGAAUCUGAAGACCGGAAACCUAUCCCAGGAAAAGCACUCCUGCCUACAGAUGAUGAGCUUGGGCAUGAAGAUCCAAAAAGUCGCAAACUGAUCUAUAAGUGGAUAGACGUUGGUGUUCUGGAUUAUGAUGAAGAGACAAAAUUUUACUUGGUUCAUAAGACAAACAGCCUGGGACUAGUCCGGGACGCACAAGGGAGACGCAUAGUUAAUGGAGGAAUGACUGAAGAAGGGAGAGCCCCACUAAUGCCCUGUCAGUAUUGGGUGCCCCGUGUCCGUUUGCUUUUUCUUGCUGAGGACCCCCGGGUUCUUGCCGAGCGAGUGAUUUCUGCCAAUGACUUGAGGAAGAAAACACAGGCACUGUUGUUGUAUAACCUGUACGUUGACUGCAUGCCUCUGGACGGAAUGCAAAACAUUGAAGAAAAGAGUUUGCAGCGGAUGAAGCAGAUGGCAAUGGAAACUUCACGUCUGAGGAAAGGGAGUAUCAUCUUAGAGCGGCUGCAGCUCCUGGGGAAAGAAGUGUCCCUAGACUUUGAGCGAACCAUGAACAAGAUUAACUUUGACAGAAUUGUCACUUCCAAGCCUCAGACGUUCUAUUAUGUCACUCUGCCUGAGAAAGAGGAAGAGAAGGUGCCACAGAAAGGUCGCAUUGAUGUUCCUGAGUACCCAUUUAAUGAGCAAAAAGAAGCUUUUAGCUUUAUCUCCCUCCUGACACGCCCAGAAGUCAUCAUGGCUUUGUGCCAGGUCCGGGAUGAGUGCAAUAAAACUGCAGCUAUGUCACUGUUCCAUUCAACCCUGACUAAGUACGGCCGACUAGAGGAGUUUGAGCAGAUCCAGAAACAGACCUUUUCACAGGUUUCAAUGUUCCUUAAGGAUACUUGGAUCAAUACUCUAAAGAUAGCCGUGAGAAGCAGUUUGAGGGACAUAGGCAAAGGCUGGUACAACUUGUAUGAGACUAAAUGGGAAGUAUACCGGAUGUCCAAGCUUCGUCAGCUGAUGGAGCUCAUCAAGUUUAUGUUGCAGGACUCUGUACGUUAUCUGAUUCAGGAUUCACUGGUAAACUUCACUCAGCUCUUUUUGGAUUCCUGCCACAGUGUCCUGAAUUGCCCUGAAGAUAUGGUGUGGGGAGAUGACCUUGUUAACAGCCCAUACAAGCCACGGAAAAAUCCUCUGUUUAUAAUUGAUCUGGCUCUGGAUGCUUUGGGUGUUCGUUUCAGCACACCCCUGGAGAAUUUUGAGACAACAGUUGUUUCUCUGUUUGAUAAAGGGAUCUGGGCUACCCACACCAUACCACAACUGGAGAAACACGUGCUUGAAAACAUGUUCAUCUGUGGCACACCAUUGCUGGAGUCAGUGGGUCUGUAUGAGCCACCUGUGAUUGAACUGCGCAAAACCAUCAUCAUAUGUAUCCGCAAAGCCCUGAUCCCCCUACAAGCUUAUGCCAAGAAUUAUGAAAAGUACUUGGAACUGAAUAACCGUGAUAUCAACAGCCUCCUAAAACCAUAUCUGCAGCAGUGCCCUCCUGCUCAAGAGGUGAGAGAGAUCGUUAACAAGUAUAUGGCAGAAAAGGAGCUGCUGGACAACAGCUUGCCCGGUAGCAUGGUGAUUGGCCCCUUUCAUCUCAGUGUUGAAGGCGUACGGCAAAACCUUUCCAAGAAAUGCAAAGCGUUGGCCACCACUAUGCUGGAUAUAUUGGCUAAGAAUUUACAUGAGCAAGUGGAAGAUAUCUGUGAAGCUUUCAAAGCCAUCAGCCGAAAAAUUUAUGAAAAACCAAACAGCAUUGAGGAGCUGGCUGAGCUGCGGGAGUGGAUGAAAGGAAUCCCCGAGAAGCAGAAAGUGCAGGAGGAAUUGAUAAGUAAGGUCAUGGAAGAAUACGAAGUCAUGGAGGAUUUCCUCUACAAUUUGACUCAAGAUGACUUCAAUGACAAGUGGGCUGCAAGCGGCUGGCCUCUGAAGAUCACCAAUCAGAUUGAACUGAUAAGGCAGCAGCACAUUGAAGAUGAAGAAAGAUUCCGUAAAAUUCAGCUCAUGGAUCAAACCAACUUCUUGGAACGGCUGGAUGGUCUUCAGAUUGCUGUGGCAGGGUUUUCUGCACACAGUGAUAUAAACCGGGCACAUGAGAUAGCCAAUGAAGCAAGAAGAAUCAAGAAGCAUUUGAAGGACUCCCAGCAAUUGGCAUUGCUGUACAACAACAGGGAACGGAUUUUUGGUGUGCCGGUGACUAAUUAUGAUAAGCUGUCCAGGAUGGUUAAGGACUUUCAGCCCUUCUAUGAUCUCUGGACUACAGCAUCAGACUGGCUUCGCUGGGCUGACAGCUGGAUGAAUGAUCCUCUGUCUGCAAUUGAUGCAGAACAGCUGGAGAAGAAUGUCAACGAGGCCUUUAAGACAAUGCACAAGUGUGUGAAACAGUUCAAGGAUAUUCCAGCAUGCCAGGACGUUGCAGUGGAAAUCCGUGGCAAGAUUGAGGAAUUCAGACCAUACAUACCCCUGAUUCAAGGUCUACGCAAUCCUGGUAUGCGCAACCGUCAUUGGGAGAUGCUUUCUGAAGAGAUCAAAAUCAAUGUGAGGCCCAAGGCCAAUUUGACGUUUGCACGCUGUCUGGAGAUGAAGCUUCAGGAUCACAUCGAGAUCAUAGCCAAAAUAGCUGAGAUUGCAGGGAAGGAAUACUCAAUUGAGCAUGCCUUGGAUAAGAUGGAGCAUGAAUGGGAAUACAUCCUCUUCAAUGUAGUUCCCUACAAAGAAACAGAAACAUUUAUUCUGAAGAGUCCUGAUGAAGCUUCUCAGCUGCUGGAUGACCACAUUGUUAUGACUCAAAGCAUGUCCUUCUCGCCAUUCAAGAAGCCAUUUGAGGAAAGAAUCAACACUUGGGAAAAUAAGCUAAAGAUGACACAGGAUGUCUUGGAAGAAUGGCUGACAUGCCAGCGUUCCUGGUUGUAUUUGGAGCCCAUUUUCAGCUCAGAAGACAUCAACAGACAAUUGCCAGUGGAAAGCAAGCGCUACCAAACUAUGGAGAGGUCAUGGAAAAAAAUCAUGAAAAAUGCUGACGAGAACAGAGAGGUGAUUAAUGUGUGCCCUGAUCCCAGGCUGCUGGAAAAGCUGCGGGAAUGUAAUAAGCUACUUGACCUGGUACAGAAAGGCCUGAGUGAAUACUUGGAGACUAAGAGAGGAGCUUUCCCAAGAUUUUACUUCCUUUCUGAUGAUGAGCUGUUAGAAAUACUAUCUCAGACCAAAGACCCCACAGCUGUGCAGCCUCAUCUCCGCAAGUGUUUUGAGAAUAUUGCUCGGCUGCACUUUCAGGAAGAUCUCCAAAUUACACACAUGUAUUCUGCAGAAGGGGAAGAAGUAAAACUUUUCUCUUCCAUUUAUCCUACUGGCAAUGUGGAAGACUGGUUGCUAGAAGUUGAGAGGAUCAUGAGGGCCAGUGUGCGGGACAACAUUGAAAGGUCUAUCAAGGUUUAUCCAAAGACACCACGGACUACAUGGGUCUUAGAUUGGCCAGGCCAGGUGACCAUUGCUGGAUGUCAGACGUUCUGGACAAAAGAAGUGUCAGAGGCCCUGGAAGCUGGAGAUUUGGCCACCAGGUUGUUUCCACAGCUAAGUGCUCAGCUGAGCGACCUAGUAGCACUUGUGCGAGGGAAGCUGUCUCGGAUGCAGCGGGGAGUGUUAUCAGCUCUCAUUGUGAUUGAAGUUCAUGCCAAGGAUGUGGCAGCUAAACUUGUUGAGGAGAAUGUCAGCAGUGAGAAUGAUUUCGAGUGGAUUUCCCAGCUCAGGUACUACUGGACAAGAGAUGAUUUGUAUAUCCGGGCAGUGAAUGCUGAAUUUAUCUACGGCUAUGAAUACUUGGGCAACAGUGGGCGCCUGGUGAUUACCCCUCUCACUGACAGAUGCUACUUGACACUUACUGGAGCACUGCACUUGAAAUUCGGGGGCGCUCCUGCAGGACCAGCUGGAACAGGCAAAACAGAGACGACUAAAGAUCUGGGGAAAGCUUUAGCUAUCCAGACGGUUGUGUUUAAUUGCUCUGAUCAGCUUGAUUUCAUGGCAAUGGGGAAAUUCCUGAAAGGACUAGCCAGUUCUGGAGCCUGGGCUUGCUUCGAUGAGUUCAACCGCAUUGACAUUGAAGUGUUGUCUGUAGUUGCCCAGCAAAUCACAACAAUUCAGAAAGCUCAACAGCAGAGGGUGGAUCGCUUCAUGUUUGAAGGAGCUGAAAUUGCACUGGUUCCAUCUUGUGCAGUCUUCAUCACAAUGAACCCUGGCUAUGCCGGACGCACAGAGCUACCAGAUAACUUAAAGGCUCUCUUUCGUCCUGUGGCUAUGAUGGUUCCAGAUUACUCUAUGAUUGCUGAGAUUUCUCUGUAUUCAUUUGGCUUCAAUGAAGCCAAAGUUCUGGCAAAGAAGAUCACCACCACCUUUAAAUUGUCUUCUGAACAACUCAGUUCCCAGGAUCACUAUGACUUUGGAAUGAGAGCUGUGAAGACAGUCAUUUCAGCUGCUGGCAAUCUCAAAAGAGAAAAUCCAACAAUGGACGAGGAACUGAUUUGCCUAAGGGCCAUCAAAGAUGUCAAUGUUCCUAAAUUCCUGCAGGAUGACCUGAAGCUUUUCAAUGGUAUAAUUUCUGAUCUGUUUCCCAAGAUCAAAGAGGAACCUAUUGACUAUGGCAUCCUGGAGGAAGCAAUUCACAGAUACUGUCUUAAAGACAACUUGAAAGAUGUUGAUGGGUUUGUGAUGAAGUGCAUCCAGCUAUAUGAAACUACUGUGGUACGUCAUGGUCUCAUGCUGGUAGGGCCCACAGGCUCAGGAAAAACUAAGUGUUACAAAGUUUUGGCAGCUGCAAUGACAUCUCUGAAAGGUCGGCCUUCAGUCAGUGGUGGAAACUAUGAAGCCGUCAAUUAUUUUAUAUUGAAUCCCAAAUCUAUUACAAUGGGCCAGCUGUAUGGAGAAUUUGACUUGUUGACUCAUGAAUGGACAGAUGGGAUUCUUCCUGCUCUUAUCCGAGUGGGAGCCAUAGCUACUGAUCAAAAAAAGAAAUGGUACAUGUUUGAUGGUCCAGUUGAUGCUGUUUGGAUUGAAAAUAUGAACACUGUGCUGGAUGAUAACAAGAAGUUGUGUCUUAGCUCUGGUGAAAUCAUUAAGCUAACAGAGGCAAUGACUAUGAUGUUUGAAGUGCAAGAUUUAGCUGUUGCUUCCCCUGCCACUGUUUCCCGAUGUGGCAUGGUAUACCUGGAACCCAGCAUUUUGGGAUUACAGCCCUUCACUGAGUGCUGGCUGAAGAGAAUCCCAGACAUUAUGAAGCCAUUCACUGGAGCCCUUGACUCGCUUUUCAGCAGAUUCCUAGAGGACUCUAUUACAUUUGUCCGAAGUUCAGUGAAGGAAAUAAUUGCCUCUACAGAUGCUAACCUGACGAUGAGUCUUCUCAAGUUGUUGGACUGUUUCUUUCAACCCUUCAUUCCCAUUGAGGGAAUGAAAAGAAUCCCUGCAGAGAAAACAGCCCGUAUUGGUGAACUGAUUGAACCGUGGUUCAUAUUUGCUUUGCUCUGGAGUGUGGGUGCGACUGGGGAUGCCCAAAGCCGUGUGGCCUUCAGUGUCUGGUUAAGGAACAAGAUGGCAGACGAGAAGAUUGAAUUAUUGUUCCCAGAAAACGGUUUGGUCUAUGACUAUAAACUGAACGAUGCUGGAAUUAGCAGCACUGAGGAAGAAGAAGAUGAAGAGUUUGUUAACAUGGUGUGCUGGGAGAACUGGAUGGAUUUCUCUUCAUCAUUUACCAUGGUGCCUGAUACCAGCUUUUGUGACAUUAUUGUUCCCACAAUGAACACUGUCCAGAUGGCUUUUCUGCUGGAGCUCUUGCUCACAAACCACAAACCAGUUCUUUGUAUUGGACCCACAGGAACUGGAAAGACCCUCACAAUAGCAGAUGAGCUUCUGAAGAACCUGCCACUAGAAUUUAUCAGCCAUUUUCUUAUGUUCUCUGCUCGAACCUCAGCCAACCAAACUCAAGAUCUCAUUGACAGCAAACUGGAUAAAAGGCGCAAGGGAGUUUUUGGCCCUCCACUUGGCAGAUACUUCAUAUUUUUCAUUGAUGACCUGAACAUGCCCGCACUAGAGACCUAUGGUGCCCAGCCACCUAUUGAGCUUCUUCGGCAAUGGAUGGAUCAUAAUGGCUGGUACGAUAGGAAACAAAUUGGUACCUUUAAGAAAUUGGUAGAUAUUAACUUUGUUGGUGCCAUGGGACCACCGGGUGGAGGAAGAAAUGCAGUCAGCCCACGCCUCACCCGCCAUUUCAACUAUCUAUCUUUCACUGAACUGGAGGAUAGCAGCAAGAAGAAAAUCUUUUCCACCAUUCUAGACAGUUGGAUGGCUGGACGUCUAGGAGAAGUAUGUUACAGAGAGCCAGUUCCUGGAUGCCCACAGGUGCAGGACUUAAGUCAACCCCUUGUUGAUGCAACUAUACAAGUGUAUUCCACUAUCACAUCCCAACUCUUGCCUACUCCAGCAAAAUCUCACUAUACGUUUAAUUUGAGGGAUCUCUCCAAGGUUUUCCAGGGCAUGCUCAUGGCAGAACCUGCCAAAAUUAUGAAUAAAGCGGACCUGCUGAGGCUGUGGUAUCAUGAGAGUUGCCGUGUGUUUCGUGACCGUCUGGUUAAUGAGGAGGACCGGACUUGGUUUGAUGACUUGAUGAAGAGCGUGAUGUCUGAAUGGGAUACCACCUUUGAGGAAGUUGUUCCUUAUGAGCCCCUUCUCUAUGGGGAUUUCAUGUUCCCAGGUUCUGAUGUGAAGCUUUAUGAAUUAAUUGCCGAAAGAGAGAAGCUUAUGCACGUGAUUGAGGAGUACAUGGAGGAAUACAAUCAGAUCAAUACUACCAAGAUGAAGCUAGUUCUUUUCAUGGACGCUAUGCAACACAUUUGCCGAAUCACCCGUAUUCUGCGCCAGGCACUGGGCAAUGCUCUUCUCUUGGGUGUUGGUGGCAGUGGAAGGCAGUCUCUCACCAAAUUAGCAUCUCACAUAGCUGAUUAUGAAUGUUUUCAGAUAGAACUUUCCAAGAACUAUGGGAUAUCUGACUGGAGAGAAGACCUCAAAAAGAUCAUGCUGAAGGCUGGUCUGCAAAACCUAUCCAUUACCUUUCUGUUUACAGAUACGCAGAUUAAAAGUGAGUCAUUUCUUGAGGAUAUCAACAACCUGCUGAAUUCAGGAGACAUACCCAACCUAUAUGCCCUGGAUGAACAGGACCAGAUUAUGACCACUAUGAAACCGUUAGUACAGGACCAGGGGCUUCAGCCUACCAAGGCCAACCUGAUGGCUGCAUACACAGGGAGAGUACGCAGCAAUAUCCACACAGUCCUCUGCAUGAGUCCUAUUGGAGAGGUAUUCCGAGCUCGGCUCAGACAGUUCCCAUCUCUGGUGAACUGCUGUACCAUUGACUGGUUUAAUGAGUGGCCUGCAGAAGCCCUGGAGUCUGUUGCUGCUUCCUUUUUCAAUGAGAUCCCAGAUGCUGAUGCCACCCCUGAAAUUAUACAGGGAAUGAUAGAGAUGUGUGUAGAAAUCCAUCAGAGCGUAGCACUUAAGUGCAAGGUGUAUCUGGCAGAAUUGGCAAGGCAUAAUUAUGUCACUCCCAAAAGCUACCUGGAGCUGCUCGGCAUCUUCACCACCUUGAUAGGUGCAAAAAAACAGGAGCUCAAAGUUGCCAAAACCAGGAUGAAGAGUGGAUUGGACAAGCUUUUGCGAACUGCAGAAGAUGUAGCAAAAAUGCAGGAAGAGCUAGAAUUAGCACGCCCUCUGCUGGCUGAGGCUGCCCAAGACACACUGGUAACCAUGGAACAGAUACAGGUAGACACGGCUGUAGCAGAAGAAACACGGAAUGCUGUGCAGGCAGAGGAAAUGAAAGCCAAAGUCAAAGCUCAGACCGCUCAGGCUAUUGCUGAUGACGCACAGAAGGACCUGGCAGAAGCCCUGCCUGCCCUGGAUGCUGCCCUUGCCAGCUUGAGGAACCUCAACAAAAAUGAUGUUACAGAGGUGCGAGCGAUGCAGCGUCCUCCACUUGGAGUGAAGAUGGUGAUUGAAGCUGUCUGCAUUAUGAAGGGUAUCAAGCCCAAGAAAGUGGCAGGAGAGAAACUAGGUUCCAAGGUAGAUGACUAUUGGGAACCUGGCAAAGUCCUUCUUCAGGACCCAGGGAAAUUUCUUGAAAGCUUGUUUAAAUAUGAUAAGGAUAACAUUGCAGAUUCAGUAAUUAAGUUAAUCCAGCCAUAUAUCGACAGUGAAGAAUUUCAGCCAGCAGCCAUAGCCAAAGUGUCCAAAGCCUGCACAUCUAUCUGCCAGUGGGUCAGGGCCAUGCAUAAGUAUCACUUCGUGGCAAAAGCUGUGGAGCCGAAACGACAAGCCUUGAGGGAGGCUGAAGAAGACCUCCAGGCCACACAGAAGAUUCUGGAUGAGGCCAAGGACCGUCUUCGAGAAGUGGAAGAUGGCAUUGCCAACCUGCAGGCCAAAUACCAAGGUACUCUGGCCACAAAAGAGGAACUCGAGAUGAAGUGUGAGCAGUGUGAGCAGAGACUGGGUCGGGCUGACAAGUUGAUUAAUGGCCUGGCUGAUGAAAGGAUACGCUGGCAGGAAACAGUCCAGAACCUGGAUUAUAUGAUUAACAACAUUGCCGGGGAUGUGUUGGCUUCAGCUGGCUUUAUAGCAUACAUGGGCCCUUUUACAGGUCAUUACCGCAAUUCACUUUAUGAUGAAUGGAUAAGUAAGCUUGAGACGUAUAAUGUUCCACACACAAAAGAACCAAAUAUGAUAAGCACACUUGGAGACCCAGUGAAAAUACGAUCGUGGCAGAUUGCAGGUCUACCCAAUGAUACCUUGUCUGUGGAGAAUGGAGUGAUAACCCAGUUCUCUCAGCGCUGGACUCUCUUCAUAGAUCCCCAGGGACAAGCCAACAAAUGGAUAAAAAACUUGGAGAGAGAUAGUGGGUUAGAUACAUCUAAGCUCAGUGAUCGGGACUUCCUGCGCAGCUUGGAGAAUGCCAUUCGUUUUGGAAAGCCGUUCCUACUGGAGAAUGUUGGUGAAGAACUGGAUCCGGCCCUUGAACCUGUCCUGCUAAAACAGACCUUUAAGCAGCAAGGUAGCACUGUGUUGAAGCUGGGAGACACAAUCAUUCCAUACCAUGAGGACUUCAAGAUGUACAUCACCACCAACCUACCUAAUCCCCACUACACACCAGAGCUGUCCACCAAGCUUACGCUGAUUAACUUCACCCUCUCCCCCAGUGGCUUGGAGGAUCAGCUGCUAGGCCAGGUGGUAGCUGAAGAGCGGCCUGACUUGGAAGAGGCCAAAAACCAGUUGAUCGUCAGUAAUGCCAAGAUGCGACAGGAGCUGAAGGAGAUAGAAGAUCAGAUCUUGUAUCGCUUGAGCUCUUCUGAGGGGAACCCUGUUGAUGAUCUGGAGCUUAUCAAAGUGUUGGAGGCAUCCAAGCUAAAAGCAGGGGAGAUUCAGGCCAAGGUGAAGAUAGCUGAACAGACAGAGAAGGAUAUUGACAUCACCCGGCUGGAGUAUGUGCCUGUUGCUGUCCGCACCCAGAUCCUCUUCUUCUGUGUCUCAGACUUGGCCAAUGUCGAUCCAAUGUACCAGUAUUCAUUGGAAUGGUUCCUCAACAUAUUUCUGACAGGAAUUGCAAAUGCUGAGAGAGCAGACACCCUAAAGAAGCGAAUAGCAAAUAUCAAUAAGUACCUCACCUUCAGCCUCUACAGCAAUGUGUGUCGGAGCCUCUUUGAGAAGCACAAGCUCAUGUUUGCGUUUCUGGUCUGCAUCCGGAUCAUGAUGAAUGAAGGCAAAAUAGACAUGGAUGAAUGGCGAUACCUAAUUUCAGGUGGUGCAGUUAAGACCAUGCGGGAUAAUCCAGCUCCUGCAUGGUUAUAUGAAAGAGCAUGGAAUGAUAUCUUGGCCUUGACCAACCUACACAAUUUUUCCAGCUUUGCAGAUGAUUUUGUGGCAAAUCUGAAUGGUUUCCGAGCAAUAUUUGACAGCGCAGAACCUCACAGGGAGCAACUGCCUGGCCAGUGGGACGCCAAGUUAGAUGCCUUCCAGAAGUUGCUGGUCCUCCGUUGCCUGCGAGGGGACAAAGUCACCAAUGCAAUGCAGGACUUUGUGGCUGCCAACUUGGGGCAGGCCUUCAUUGAGCCUCAGACUGCAAACCUCUCCGUGGUGUUUAAGGAAUCUGCCGCUAGUACCCCUCUUAUCUUCGUCCUCUCUCCCGGCACAGACCCAGCUGCUGAUCUCUAUAAAUUUGCUGAAGAAAUGAAGUUUUCCAAGAAACUAACUGCAAUUUCUCUUGGACAGGGACAAGGUCCCCGCGCGGAAGCCAUGAUGCGCAGUGCUAUGGAGCGUGGGAAGUGGGUCUUCUUCCAGAAUUGCCACCUGGCUCCAAGCUGGAUGCCUUCUUUGGAACGACUUAUUGAAGGCAUCAACCCUGACAAGGUGCACCGGGACUUCAGACUUUGGCUCACCAGUUUACCUAGUAACAAGUUUCCAGUGUCCAUCCUCCAGAACGGAUCUAAGAUGACCAUUGAGCCACCACGGGGAGUAAAGGCUAAUCUGCUGAAAUCUUACUUGAGCCUGAACAAUGACUUCCUGAACUCCUGUACCAAGCUUAUGGAGUUCAAAUCCUUGCUCCUCUCGCUUUGCCUCUUCCAUGGGAAUGCACUGGAAAGGAGGAAGUUUGGGCCACUGGGGUUCAACAUUCCUUAUGAGUUCACAGAUGGAGAUCUGCGCAUCUGCAUCAGCCAGCUGAAGAUGUUUCUGGAUGAAUAUGAAAACAUCCCUUACAAGGUUUUGAAGUACACAGCAGGUGAGAUUAACUACGGAGGCCGGGUGACAGAUGACUGGGACAGGCGCUGCAUCAUGAAUAUUUUGGAAGAUUUCUACAACCCAGAUGUUCUCAUUCCAGAGUUUUCAUACUCAGAAUCUGGUGUCUACAAACAGAUUAGUACCACUUAUGACCUUAAUGGAUACAUCCAGUACAUCAAGAGCCUUCCCCUCAAUGACAUGCCUGAGAUAUUUGGAUUGCAUGACAAUGCUAACAUCACCUUUGCUCAGAAUGAGACUUUUGCACUACUUGGGGCCAUUAUUCAACUUCAGCCAAAGACAUCAACGGCAGGAGGGCGGAGCAGGGAAGAGAUUGUGGAGGAGACCUCAAAAGAUAUAUUGGAGAAAGUGCCUCAGCCCAUUGACUUGCAGAGAGUAAUGUUGAGAUAUCCUGUACUGUAUGAGGAGUCCAUGAACACUGUUUUGGCGCAGGAAGUGAUCAGAUACAAUCGUCUGCUGGCAGUCAUUGCAGCGAGUUUAAAAGAUCUGCUGAAAGCUCUCAAAGGCCUAGUGGUGAUGUCAUCCCAGCUGGAACUGAUGUCCAUCAGUUUAUACAACAAUAUUGUCCCGGAGAUGUGGAAUAGUAAGGCCUAUCCCUCCUUGAAGCCCUUGGCAUCCUGGGUGAACGACCUGCUGCUGCGCAUUGACUUCUUACACAAGUGGAUUGAAAGAGGGAUCCCACCUGUGUUCUGGAUAAGCGGCUUCUUCUUCCCACAGGCUUUUCUAACAGGGACACUGCAGAACUUUGCCAGAAAGUCUGUCAUAUCCAUAGACACCAUCUCUUUUGACUUCAAGGUGAUGAGUCAGCCUGUGCAGGCACUAACUCAGCGUCCUGCUGAAGGAUGUUACAUCCAUGGCUUGUUUCUGGAAGGGGCUCGCUGGGACUCCUUGUUAUUUCAGCUUGCAGAGUCACGACCAAAGGAGCUAUACACAGAAAUGGCAGUCCUGUGGCUAGUUCCUGUGCCUAACCGCAGGUCUCCAACCAAAGGCAUCUAUCUGUGUCCCAUCUACAAGACAUUAACUCGUGCAGGGACACUGUCCACAACGGGCCAUUCUACUAACUAUGUGAUUGCUGUAGAAAUUCCAAGCAGUAAGCCUCAGAGGCACUGGAUUAAACGGGGUGUUGCCUUGAUCUGUGCCUUAGAUUUCUAAACACUGAAGGAAUAGACUUGAGCAGCUUCCUGAAGCUUCGAGGAGAAUGAAGUUAUGCAGGUGCUCUAUGCAACUAGACUUGUUUGAUGAAGCCUCCUUUGCUGAAACACAGCUGAUCAUAAGAUUGUGAUAAUGCUAUCAUUUCAUUAAUUUAAUCCUAUAACAUUAAUAAAAUCAACUUUGGUUUCA
Molecule: messenger RNA, 12880 nt
Organism: Lacerta agilis (Sand lizard)
Lineage: Eukaryota; Metazoa; Chordata; Lepidosauria; Squamata; Lacertidae
Gene: DNAH1
Product: dynein axonemal heavy chain 1
Exons: 78
Coding region: 38-12691 (4217 amino acids)
Biological process (GO): microtubule-based movement
Cellular component (GO): dynein complex
Molecular function (GO): dynein light intermediate chain binding; dynein intermediate chain binding; ATP binding
Source: RefSeq, a predicted model, not a curated record